Yamadazyma tenuis ATCC 10573 is the source of this 3591-nucleotide messenger RNA. It is a transcript of the gene MSH3, whose product is annotated as mismatch repair protein. Gene Ontology annotation, cellular component: nucleus. The record is from RefSeq and is a predicted model, not a curated record. NCBI's taxonomy places the organism in Eukaryota, Fungi, Ascomycota, Pichiomycetes, Serinales, Debaryomycetaceae. Gene Ontology annotation, molecular function: ATP-dependent DNA damage sensor activity; ATP binding; mismatched DNA binding. Gene Ontology annotation, biological process: mitotic recombination; mismatch repair.
AUGAAGCACAUCCAAAUCAGUAAAUUCUUCAAGCCCGCCAAACGGAAACUAGAGGCACGUGAUACCCACGUCGAUGUUAAUCACACCGAGCCCUCCAACAAGAAACCAACUCCCAAAGAAAAAGAGACCUGCAAGGCGAGCUCUUCCAAAAUUCAACCUGCUGCUAAAGUGUCUAAAUUGACUCCUUUGGAAAAACAGAUCUUAGAUCUCAAAGACGGUCACCUGGACAAGCUUCUAGCAAUACAGGUUGGGUACAAGUACAAGUUCUAUGGCGAAGAUGCUAGAAUUGUAUCUAAAAUCAUUAACAUCAUGUUGAUUCCCCAUACGGAUUCGAGGUUCAACUACUGCUCGAUUCCAGACAACAGACUCCAUGUUCACUUGAAAAAGAUCCUAACUUUUGGAUACCGUGUAGGUGUUAUCAAGCAGAUUGAGCUGACGAUAUCAAAGACCAUGGAGAGCUCCAAAGGAAUUUUUGAGAGAAAACUUACUGGCGUUUAUACACUGGCGACCUACAUGAAUGAAGAAAUUGAAGACGGCAGAAAGUUGGCAAUUGACGACGAUAAUGGGCAAUACGUAUGUUGUGUGAACCAUAUGGAUAACAGUACAGGCUUUGUGGUGAUAAAGCCGUUGACGGGUGAAAUCAUUGUCGAUUCAUUCGAAGACAAUGACUUGCAUCAUGAGCUAGAAACAAGAUUAGUAUAUUUCAAGCCCAGUGAAUGCAUAAUAUUAUGCAACGAUGAGGUAACUACAAUGACUCUCACCAAGUUAGUCAACCUGAUCAAUAACCUCUGCAAAGUGGAAACUAGAGACAUAAAUAAAGACGUUCUACAGGAAUUGGAAUCAUUUUUUGGGAAUGACGAUUUGGACAAAAACAACUUAUUCGACUACUACAAGGUGAAUUUCAAUAGUUUGAUACUCAAUUGCAUUCAUGGACUAGUGCAGUAUUUGGAACCUUUCAAGCUUAAUACCAUCUUCACAGUUCCUUCAAACAUACAGAAGUUCAAGAAUGACGAUUACAUGAUAUUAUCCUCGAACGUACUUAGAACCUUGGAGAUUUUUGAAAAUUCUACCGAUAAUACCACUAGAGGUUCACUUAUUUGGUUACUAAAUCAUACACGGACGAAAAUGGGUGAAAGAAUGUUGUUCAAGUGGGUUUCCAGGCCUUUAACUUCUAGAGAGAAGAUUCAAGAUAGAGUCGAUGCCUUAGACGAUUUAUCCAAAGAGUUUAAUCAUUUCAUAGACAGUCUCACAAGCUUAUUAACGAAUGAUAUUGACUUGGAAAAGGGUUUGAUCAAAUUGCAUUAUUCAUUGAGCACUGCUAAAAUAACCAGAAGUGAGGUGUACAAGAUGUUGAGUAAAUUCAACAAGAUUUUGAAGCUUGUCAAGAGUUUUGAAAAGGAGAUCGAGAAGCUUAAUGGUUCGUUGAAGUCAAGGGAGCUUAAGUCCAUAUUCAAUGAAUUGCUUGACUUGGCAGAGAAUUUUGAUAUCGAGUCUAUACACCUAAACUUUAUUUCCUCGACAUAUGGAAACUCCGACUCGAAGGAGCAAAAGUACCAAUACUUUAACCUAGAUUAUCACAACUGGGAAGAUAUCAGCAAUCAGAAUGAUCAGAUCCUGAACAUCAAUCAAGAAAUCGAAGAAGAAACAAAAGCCGUUAGCAAGAUUUUACGAAAGCCAAUUCGUCUUGUGAAGAUAUUGAACCAAGAAAACUUGAUUGAGGUGAGAAACACCCAGGCAAAUUCUGUACCUGUAGACUGGGUUAGAAUAAACGCUACGAAAAGCAUAACUAGGUUCAGAUCGCCAAACCUUCAGCGAUUGAAUGACUUGUUGAUAUACAAUCGUGAAUUGCUUGAUAAGGUUUGUGACCGGGUGUUCCUUAAAUUUUUGGGAACAAUCAAUGAAAACUAUUUCAAAUUCAGCAAGAUUAUCCACAACCUUUCCAAGUUUGACUGUCUUUUAUCAUUGGUUGUAACAAAGGCUCUGGGAGUGAAGCCAAUAGUUUUAGAGGAAAACUCGAUUGUGGACAUCAAAGAAUUCAGAAACCCAAUCAUCAAUACUUUGACAAACUAUAUCACAAACGAUGCUCAUAUCACCCUGACAGAGAACCGCAUAUCACUAAUUACGGGCCCAAAUAUGGGAGGAAAAUCGAGUUAUAUCAAGUCGAUUGGUAUUCUUGUUAUAAUGCAUCAAAUCGGCUGUUACCUUCCUUGUGAGUCUGCAAAGCUCAGUAUAUUCAAGAAGAUAUUCAUCAGAAUGGGGUCGUUUGACAACAUCAUCAAAGGUCAGUCUACAUUCAUGAUCGAAAUGAUAGAAAUAUUGAACAUUUUGCAAAACUUCGAUUCCAGCUCGUUGAUUUUGCUUGAUGAAGUGGGAAGAGGAACAGGCACUUUUGACGGAUAUGUUAUAGCCUAUUCAAUCAUCCAACACUUUUGUGGCCAUGCUGAAAGUCCCGUAGUCCUUUUCAUCACUCACUUCCACAAACUCACCGAGUUGGCAAAUGAGCAUAAGGUUGUGGGAAACUUCUACAUGGAUUUCAUCAAGAAACCAGAGAGUGAUGAGAUACAAUUCUUGUACAAGCUUGUGCCUGGAAUCCUCGAUAAUCUGUUUGGUUUGAAUGUUGCUAAAUUAGCUGGUAUCCCCGAAGAAGUAAUCGAAAGAGCUAAAGUCAAAUCGAUAGAGAUGAAAAAUGACAUGGAUAUAAGAGCUAUUACUGAUGUUCUCCGGAUGAUCAAGGAGAAGAACUUGGAAAAGGCAUUUGAGACUAUUAGCUGAUAUACAAUAGAUACCUAAAUGUGGGCUUCCCUAAGUCAAGAGGCUUCUAUUGGUUUGACAGGGUGCAAAAAUAGAAUUUCAGUUGUAUCUAGCCUGUAUUUGUCUAGUCUAAAUACUUCUACUUAUAAGUCGAAAAAGUUCAAGGCAAUUUUAUUGAACUCCUCUGGAUUAUCAAGGUAAAUAUGGUGGCCAGCAUUUUCCACAAUUUUAAAUUCAGCAUCUGCACCCAACUCCUUCAACUUCUUAUAGAUGUACUCUCCACCCUUGAAGUUCAUCCAGUCUUUCUCACCGUAUAACCAGAGGGUCUUGAUUUUGUUUUCGGUGAAAAACUCUGCUAUCUGUCGAUCACAUAACGGCAAUUUAGGUAAAAUUUCGUGGUUGAUGAGUUUGGUUAUAGCUAAUUCACCUGAACCUUGAUACUGGUUGAAAAUCGAGUAAGAAUAGUAAUGCAACUUCAAAAGAAGGUCAUGGUUGGUCUCACCAUUCGAGUCCUUCAAGUUUCUGAACCUCUGGUACGACCAUAAACUCAAGAACUUGGAGAACAUUGGACCAAACAACUGGAGCAAUUGGAACGGACUAAUUUUCCAUUCCCAUAGCUUUUUCAACACCAAGUUUUCGGGGAACUUGGGUCUACCCAAACUUUCCCAUAACUUGGUCAACUCAUCAUUGUCAUGGACCUCUCCAUUCUCCAGCUGCUGCUGGACUAAUUCUUCCAACGGCCUACCUCCUAAUUCAUGGUGGUUCACCUGUAGGUCCUUGGAGUUGAGUAAACUGGUGUAAUUAGAUUCGGUACCCAUUGGACUCACCACAAGAAACUCA